GUCCUUUCAACCCCAAAUCCACGGCUCCAUCGCCGCCAUUAGCCUCUUCCUCGCUCCCCCGAACCCGAACCCUAGCAUUGCGUCAGCAACUCGUGCAGAUCCAUCCGUCCCCAUCACACGGCGAGGCGGUGGGAGCCGGCGGCGUGCUCGAGGUCUUUUUUCGAGGACCGCGCAUCGGUGACGCGGCCAUGAGGGAGGAGGGCGACGGGAGCAGCGAGAGGCGGCGGCCGCAAGGCAGCGGCAUCUUCGCAGAUCGAUCCAUAAGGGCGGAAUGGGAGUCGCUUCAGCCGGAGCUCGUCCAGCUCAUUGCCGACCGCGUCCUCUCCACCAGCGGCGUCGACGAGUACUUGGCCAUGAGGGCCGUCUGCCCCGGCUGGCGCUCUGCCGUCUCCAAGCCAUCUCCGCACGCCGCGGUCGCCGACCUCCGUUUCCGCCCACGGCAGUGGGUCAUUCUCCAUGAGGAAUCGGAGGACAAAGGGCCGCUCUUCCUCAACGUCUCCACGGGGCGCUUCCGCCACCUGCGCCGCCCUGUGCUGCGUGACUACAUCUUCGUCGGUGCAUCCGACGGUCUCCUGGUCCUCGGGGACAGGGAGCGCCCGCAUGCCGCUCGUCUCCUCAACCCAUUGACUGGUGGCAUGCUUCCCUUUGCAGCGCCAAUACCUUUGGAACCAUGGCUGAAGGCUGCAAUCGCUGGCCCCAAACAAACGAUUAUCUUCUCUUUCGAACCAUUACAUGGGGAAUACAGAGAUUUGCCGGCUCAUUGUUCUCCGCAGGCAGGCGGUGACGCUGUUUACUCUACUGAUCCCACGGGCCAGCUCAGUCCUGUGAAGCUCCAUGAUGCUGCUUACAAAGAGGGACACUUGCUCUACCUUCUGAGCAUGGUCACCUAUGCAGGCAAUGUUUACGUGCUCAUUUCUAAAGGAACUCUGUGCAAGAUCGUUUGGACCGGUGGCCACUGGUACACGGAGCGGAUAUUGCAGAUUGACAUGAAGCGCACCGGUAGUCUCGUGGAGUUUGCCGGUAAACUGCUUCUUGUUAUAGAGGAAUCCAAAACCAUUGAAGUUUUCAGCGUGGAUGUCAAGCGGAAGGUACUUGAACCAAUCAACAGUAUUGGCAGCAGCGCGCUCUUCAUAUGUUUUGGCAAGUGCAUGGCUGUUGACGCAGAUAAGCUUCCUUCCAUCAAGCGCAACUGCAUUUACAUCACUACUACUUUUGAGAGCGUAUACAACUUGUAUGACCUUAGUGACGGCAAGAAGAAAUGCAUCACCAGCAACCAGGUGCCUCGAGAUGGUCCUCGAGCUGAAAGUUAUACCAUUCAUGAAGGCCCUUUGAGCCUUGCUCAGGUUCUCCUCACUCCGUAUCCAAAGAUUAGAGCUCAACUAGAUCGUAUCCAGCAAAUCUAAUUUGUACGCCCUUAGCAUGACUUGCUCAACUUCAAUUGUCAUCCUUGUACCCCCAUGAAAAGGAAUUGAACCCCUUCGCAACUAGUUUUCUUUCUUGCUGGACUGGACUGCAGAAUGCCGAGAUGCUCGAUUGGUUGGUUGUUUGCUGGGCAGAACUUGUUGCAGCUUCUUGCUGCUGAUGUUCUAAGCAGUAGCUUCAUCCAAUGGUGUAGUUCCAGUCAUGUGCCUUGCUGUCGUUGGAUAUGAUGUGCCCUGGUAGCAGCUUUGUAAUGUAUCUGGUGUUGUUUCUGUUGAGUAGUUGCAAGUGGUUUUUGGAGUUCCCAUUUAUGUUAAGAACCUGGCUCCACCCUUGGCUGGUCCUGUGCUUCAUGUACUAUAUUAAUCUAAAAAGUAGUUUUCUUUCUGAAUUACUCACAUUUUCUUACAUGGACUCACUAGGUCGUAAAAUAAACUGUGACUAAAUUUGAAACAACUACAUGACUCAUAAUCAAUAGUUCUCUAAUAGAAGGGGACAUAGAUGCAUGGUACGAAAACAAAACAAACGAACUGCUCACAGAAACCUGCAAAAUGAUGUCUGAAAUCAGCAGUGGAGCUGCACACGAUCAGUCCUUAGUCUUCUCAGUCUUCACGCUGUGUUCUGUUCAGUCCUUACUGUUCAUUUCUUCAGAGCAUUGGUUAUCAUUCAUGUAUCAUGUUUUUUUUGUUCAGUGAAUCAAUUAUGUUUGGAAGUUGUAGGUUCCCAUUCUA
This is a messenger RNA of Triticum aestivum (bread wheat), 2150 nucleotides long. RefSeq lists its product as uncharacterized. Lineage: Eukaryota; Viridiplantae; Streptophyta; Magnoliopsida; Poales; Poaceae. The transcript has a single exon. The record is from RefSeq and is a predicted model, not a curated record. The coding region runs from base 189 to 1403 and encodes 404 amino acids.